This is a messenger RNA of Lathyrus sativus (Indian pea), 291 nucleotides long. Lineage: Eukaryota; Viridiplantae; Streptophyta; Magnoliopsida; Fabales; Fabaceae. The record is from the annotation of a GenBank genome assembly.
AUGACAACAAAUUUGGCCGAAGCUAUGAACUCGAUACUUAAGGCUACCCGAAACCUUCCUAUUAAUGCAUUGGUUAAGUCAACAUUCUAUCGUCUGGGAUCGUUGUUUAGAAAACGAGGACACGAUUGGAAAAAACUAUUGGCAUCUAGUCAAACUUUCACGGAUAACUGUAAUAAGGGAAUGACCGAUGAAGCGAGUAAAUCUAGCAGCCAUAAUGUCAUCAAAUUUGAUCGCGAGAGAUUCUGUUUUAUGGUUGCCGAAAGGAUUAAUCAACACAAUGGCCGACCAUGA